Molecule: messenger RNA, 453 nt
Organism: Ostreobium quekettii
Lineage: Eukaryota; Viridiplantae; Chlorophyta; Ulvophyceae; Bryopsidales; Ostreobiaceae
Source: the annotation of a GenBank genome assembly
AUGGUGGACAGCAUUGUAGCAGACUGUCGGCAGGACGAUGUCCAGUGGGCGGAAGCUGCAGCGGAGCCAGUGGCGCUGAAGGUGCUGAACACCCACAAGCCAGGGGACUGUGAUGUGAUGGAUGUGGAUGACGAGUGGAGAAACAGCAUCAUGGCCCCACAUGCAUCACCACCGUCACUCAAAACGGUGCUGCCCUCCGGCUCCCCCCUGAUUCAGUCCAACGCCCACCAGCCGCCGUGCACGGCCCUUGCCGACCCCCACAGCGCCGCGCCCGAAAAGGACAUCGCCAACAUGGGCCGUGUGAUCGCCCUGUGCAGCCAGAACGCGCUGCAGAGGAGCAUGGAGCGAACGGCCGCAGCCAAGCGGCGCGUAGAGCAGCUGUGGGAGAGGCUCGGGUGGGACUCCAGGGAGCAGAAGCGGGCAAGGGCCGAGGCGGAGGAAAGUGCGGGGUAA